GCAGAUGCUUACAGCUUGGAAGAGGUGGACUGGAGGUGGUGAUCAACUCGUGGUGGAGGCAAGGGCACCAAACUAGUCAAAAUCCAUCCAAUUCCAACCAUCACCAACCACAACGCCGACACGGCAAUUAGCCAAGCCAGAACACCGCGCCUUCCAGUCCACGCAAGGCAACCCCUCCGCACCGGAGCGACGGCCACACCGGCGUCGCUGCCUUCCGACCCGCGCGCCCCCGGGUCACGCAAAUUUAAGGAUCCCCCACCCGGCGCGCGGCCGAGGCAGAGAGAGAUGCGGCGGUCGUCGAGCGGGGCGCGCGUGUCGGAGGGCGGCGACGCGUCCUCCUCCUCCUCGACGGUGGGCCACCACGGCGACGACACGGCGCUCCCGACGUUCGACCCGCUGUCGGCGGCCGGGCGGCGGGAGGCCGCGCGGGUGCGGGAGCUGGGGCGCGCCGUGCACUGCAUCCCGCUGCUGCUGCUCCUCUGCGCCCUCGUGCUCUGGCUCUCCGCCGCCGCCUCCCCCGUUCUUCUCGAUUGAGAAUACAAGGGUAUGUCAAGUGGAUCUAGAAAUACAUUAUCCGGAAAAAGUACACUGAAGUAGAGCAGGAAUCUUAUACGGAAGCCUAAGUUGGAGUUUGGAAGGAUUAGCACAGCAACAAGCUCCUCACCAACUAGGCGGUUAUUUUUCAAUACCGUAUUUGUUUUCGCUCCAGAUUUGAGCUGGUAUGAUUUGGCCAAUGAUUAAGUGGAGCACGCAUUCUUUCCAACACUAACAAACGUCAUACUACUACAAACGAUGAUGCUGAUUCUAUACAUGCGCUGAUGUUCUCAAAGAAACACAAUCAAUACACGUAUAUGAAACUGGCACAACCAAAUCGAGUUGUCAUUUGGAUGUUUUGGUUAAAAUCGAUCCCCUAUUGGGUGCCCAGCUAAA
Brachypodium distachyon (stiff brome) is the source of this 930-nucleotide messenger RNA. RefSeq lists its product as uncharacterized. The transcript is spliced from 2 exons. The record is from RefSeq and is a predicted model, not a curated record. NCBI's taxonomy places the organism in Eukaryota, Viridiplantae, Streptophyta, Magnoliopsida, Poales, Poaceae. Bases 286 to 534 code for a protein of 82 amino acids.